This is a messenger RNA of Cavenderia fasciculata, 294 nucleotides long. RefSeq lists its product as uncharacterized. The record is from RefSeq and is a predicted model, not a curated record. Lineage: Eukaryota; Evosea; Eumycetozoa; Acytosteliales; Cavenderiaceae. The transcript is spliced from 4 exons. The coding region runs from base 1 to 294 and encodes 97 amino acids.
AUGGGAUCACUUGAAGAAGAAUUGGAGGAACUUGAAUCUGAUGAUGAUGUUAAUCAACCAUUGAUAAUUAGAUCAGCUGCCUCCUCUUCUUUAUCUUCUUCUUCUUCUUUAUCUUCUUCUUCUUCUUUAUCAUCAUCUACUUCAUCCCUUUAUCAUCGUCGUCGUCGUCGUCGUCAUAUCAAGAAUUGGAAUUGCCAAAACAAAUAUCAAGUAUUUUUCAUCAUCAUCAACAACUUUAAACCAACUAGUUUUUGGCAUUUUGAAAUGGCAAACUUUCUUUAUACAAAAUAUUAA